This is a messenger RNA of Haliotis rubra (blacklip abalone), 3167 nucleotides long. RefSeq names its product E3 ubiquitin-protein ligase TRIM37-like. Bases 163 to 2787 code for a protein of 874 amino acids. Gene Ontology annotation, biological process: negative regulation of centriole replication; protein autoubiquitination. Gene Ontology annotation, cellular component: aggresome; peroxisome. The record is from RefSeq and is a predicted model, not a curated record. Lineage: Eukaryota; Metazoa; Mollusca; Gastropoda; Lepetellida; Haliotidae. The transcript has 24 exons. Gene Ontology annotation, molecular function: tumor necrosis factor receptor binding; ubiquitin protein ligase binding; zinc ion binding.
CAUCAGGUUGUUGAAUGUUGAUCGAGGGAAUGUUUGUGUAGAAGUAUGAGAUGUCCUGACGAAGUCUGGAAAUUGCAACUAUCCUGAUUGCGUAUUAAGACGCCAGGAUAACACGACACAGAAAUACAUGAAAGUUAAAAAAGAUCAAAAUCUGAGUACAAAAUGGCUUCAGGGGGAGGGAGUUCCAAUGGAAAAGGAAACGAUAAGCGUCUUGAAGAACACACAGUUGAGAGCCUGGCGGAGGUGUUCCGAUGUUUCAUCUGUAUGGAAAAGCUGCGGGAUGCCCGCCUCUGCCCUCACUGCUCCAAGCUCUGCUGCUUCUCCUGUAUAAGGAGAUGGCUGACAGAGCAACGGUCCCAGUGCCCACACUGCAGAGCAUCAUUGCACCUCCAUGAGCUGGUCAACUGCAGGUGGGCUGAGGAGGUGACCCAACAGCUGGACACCUUGCAGCACUGUGCCCCGCCCCCUCGCACAGACAACGUGGAGAAGGAUCACUGUGAAGAGCACCAGGAAAAGGUGACUGUGUACUGCUGGACAUGCAAGAUCUGUAUCUGCCAUCAGUGUGCCCUCUGGGGUGGAACGCAUUCAGGUCACACAUUCAAGCCGCUGGACUCGGUGUACGAGGAACAUGUCAAGAAAAUCACCAUGGACAUGACCCAGUUGAGACGGAAACAUGUGGAGCUCAUCAGCCUUGUGCAGGAUGUGGAGCGGAAUAUCGAGAGUGUGAAGAAUGCCAAAGAUGAGAGAGUGCGGGAGAUCCGCAAUGCUGUGGAGCUGAUGAUUGCCAGACUGGAGUCUCAGCUGAAGAGCAAGCUGAUGACACUCAUGGGUCAGCGGAAUCAGUUGUCCCAGGAGACAGAGAUGUUGGAGUCGGUCAUCCAGAAGGUCAACCACAAGCUGACCAUCAGCAGCAAGAGUGAGCUCAUCCAGGAGACCAAGGAAUUGCUGGAGCUCUUCCGUCAUGUCCAUCGCCGGCCCAUGGGGUCCUUUGUCACUGCCCCUGUACCUGCUGACUUCACAAGUGAGAUAGUCCCUCAGUACGACACCAGCACGUUUGCCAUGAAGAACUUCAGUGUGUUGCGGCAGCGAGCCGACCCCUUCUACAGCCCCCCACUCAACGUGUCCGGCCUCAGCUGGAGGCUCAAGGUCUACCCGGAUGGUAAUGGUGUUGUAAGGGGGAACUACCUAUCUGUCUUCCUAGAGCUGUCAGCUGGCCUCCCAGAAACAUCCAAGUACGAGUACAGAGUGGAGAUGGUGCACCAGGCUUCUCGAGACUCAAGCAAGAACAUUGUACGAGAGUUUGCCUCCGACUUUGAAGUUGGUGAGUGCUGGGGCUACAACCGAUUCUUCCGCCUCGAUCUGCUGGCAAGUGAGGGUUACCUGGAUACAGAGAACGACACUCUCAUCCUCCGCUUCCAGGUCCGACCUCCAACCUUCUACCAGAAGAGCAGGGACCAGCAGUGGUAUGUGGGAAUAAGACUGCAAAUAGCUGUCCUACUGUAUAUACAGCAAAUCAAUGAUCUCAAGGAGCGACUCCUGCUAGAAAUGUCUAGAAACUCCACGGGGAAGAAAACUGGCAACGCAGGUAUGGAGAUGAACAGCUGCAAUGUAUCCUCUCCCCACCACCCAGUGCUCCACCCGAAGCCUCGACACCCCCGCCCCACCGCGGAGAUGGACGUUGAGCAGACCGACCUGGAACAUGAGGAGGAGUCUGACACUGACUCUACCGAGUCUAACGAGGGGCUGAGUGAAGGUGAUAUUGACGAUCUGGAUGACAUCCAUGAGGAAAGUGAGGCUGAUGGUGGCCAGGAGAUCGCUGUUGACAACAGUAACGAUGAGAACGACAUUGACGAGGAAACCAUGUCUGUUGACAAUGAUGUUGAGAUCUGGGAGGAGAAUGACCUCGACCGUCUUGGCGCCUCAGCCGCUGUCCUCAAGUGUACAAACAACCUGUCGGGACCAGAGAAGAAGCAAGAUGAUGAAGCAGUAUUACUACAGUUUUUAGAAAGCCACACAACAGACUUGGACAGAUGGGGCCUGUCCUCCAUGUCAGCUUCAGGUAGUUCAGAUGGACUGGCAGACAGUCCCCGGUCAGUGCAGAAUCUCCUGGAGGGAAUCCAGGCUGAGUGGAAUCUGACGAAUCUUUCAAAGGAUGAGAACAAAAACAAAGGGAGCCGUAAGGACAAGCAGCCAUUGCUAGGCGACUCCACUCCGACAACGGACGACAUGCUGGAGCACAUCCAUGCCAGGUUCUCCGAGCUCGCUGCCACCACCAUCGCUGUCGCCAACUCCGCUGUCACCAGCGAAACUGAAGCCAAGAAGUACAGAUCAGCCAAGAAGAGCAAAAACCCACUGAGUGCUAUAGUGCAGCCACUGCGGAACUCAUUAGACGAGAAGACAGUGUCCCGGCCAGACUCUGGGAGCAACAUCCCUGACAAGAAGGAGAAGAUUGAAGACUCUCUUCUGGGUUCAGCUGUAGAUCUCAACACUCCUGCCGUCACCCACGAUGAGUCCCUGUCUCUCAAUCUGGCUGACUUUACCCUGGAAGAGAGUAACCUGCCAGAACUGACUCUCUGCCUGGACAGAACAGGAGCAGCCAAUACAAGAUCCAGUAAACCUGAGAGUGACAAGGGGGACAAGAGGAAGGUGGCGUUCAAUCAAGGGGAUCUCAAGUACAAAAGACACAGUGUCCAGUCACAACUGGUCGUUCAACUACCUGAAGAGCAAGAUGGAGAAGAUGGACAAAUGCGCCACCCUCACCAGACAGCAACACUCCGGACCAUUUAGACGGAGCCAGUAACCAGAACGAGGGACGACUUGCUCCCAAUGGGAACUCGCGUCAGGAGGAGCAGGACCUCAAGUAGAGUUCAGUACACAGAACGUCAGCAAAGAUAGACCUGAACCCCCAGAUGACCCAUCUGUUGUAUGAUGUCAGCCUCGGAUGUAUCUUCUGCAUCCUUGACGUCGUCGCUACAUUCAGCAUGUGCCAUCUCGGACAACAUCACUACAGUGGACCAUAUACAAGGCUAUAUCAUGUUGCCAUGGGGGCAGGGGAGGUUAUGCUCGGAAUCAAACCGGAACUUCCUGCGGUGAAUCCUGACUUUGAAUAGCCUUGUUUAAUUAGUUCAGUAUAUAUGUCUGAAAGCUUUUAGGUACAGUCCGCCCCC